Messenger RNA from Neoarthrinium moseri, 1575 nucleotides. RefSeq lists its product as uncharacterized. Lineage: Eukaryota; Fungi; Ascomycota; Sordariomycetes; Amphisphaeriales; Apiosporaceae. The transcript has a single exon. The record is from RefSeq and is a predicted model, not a curated record. Bases 1 to 1575 code for a protein of 524 amino acids.
AUGCAUCAUGUUGCACCAACUCAUCCGUCCGUAAUCCGCAAGAUCAGCCGCUGGCUCAGAAAGGCGAGUGAGUUUGACAGUUCCGCUCCAUCCACGGGUCGGCCACCUAGCCGGCUCUUGGAAAUAAAGGACGAAGGUGCCAAAGUAUCUCUCGUUACAACAAGCAAUAGGACGACAAAGUACGCCGCCCUCAGUCAUUGCUGGGGUUCAGUCCGGCCGAUGACCCUUACCAAAGACAGCCUCGGUGUACUCAACGAGGGGGUGGAGACUUCCUCUCUACCCCAAUCGUUUCGGGACGCUGUUUGGCUUUCCGGCAAAUUAGGUGCUCAAUAUCUGUGGAUCGAUAGUCUAUGUAUCUUGCAGGAUGAUUUGCAGGACUGGACACACGAAUCAGCCAGGAUGCGAGACGUUUAUGAGAAUUCGUGGGUUACAAUCGCAGCCAGCAGGGCAAGUUGCAGUGCGCAAGGCUUUCUAGGAGAGCAGGACCAUUUCGAGUAUGUCUCCAUUCCUUAUCAAAGAGGUGUGGUUUCUGGAGAGAUUCUGGCCUUCACUGUCCCCAUCGAUCAUGCUGGCAACUCGGACCGCCGCGUCUACCUUGAUGAUGAGCCAUUGACCACUCGAGGCUGGGCCCUGCAGGAACGCUGCCUUUCCAAGCGUACUCUCCAUUUCGGCCGAUCGCAGAUACUGUUUGAACAUAGAGGAUUUGUCUAUACCCAGGACAGUUGCAGUCCUGUCCCACUACAUUCCUAUCACCCAACUACGAGCAUUAGCUGCCAGGACUGGUAUUCAAUUGUUCAACAUUUCUCAGCUCGUAAAUUGACCAAAGAGAGCGACAAGUUGCCAGCAUUGGGAGCACUUGCGGCUUACUUUGCCGAAAACCAUUUCAAAGGAAACGACUUCGCGUAUCUGGCUGGCCUAUGGCGGCAGAACAUGUGCGAAGGUUUAUGUUGGGCGCGAGACAACCAUUCCCCUCCAAGGAUGCGUCCACAAUCCUACCGUGCCCCAUCCUGGUCAUGGGCUUCUAUCGACAGCCAAAUAAAUCAUCAUAACUCAGGUCAUAAUUUGGCUAUCGUCGAAAACGCACACACAAGGCCGGUGUCGCUUGAAAACCCGUUUGGAGAGGUACGAGAGGGCUGGAUACGUCUUCGGGCGAUGAUACUACGGCCAUACGCCAAAGACGAAAGACCAGGUAAUAAUCCGCCUUUUUGGUUCUGCGAGCAAGAUAUCGAUUUCUAUAUAUCUGUUUUGUGGGACGCGGAGCCCUACCAUGUACCAGCGAGGGGCGAGGCCGUAGAGCGAGCCGAUGGCGAUGAAGAUCUUGAAUUCCUUCCAAUGUGCUACUACAAUACUGAAGGAUCAUCAUCUAAUGCUAUUGUUGGGCCAUUUUGCCUCGUAGUUAAGAAAUCCAAUCACACGGUAGCUCAGUACUCGGAUCUGAAGGGUUAUCAAAGGGUUGGGGCCGGGAUGGCCGUACCACGUCGUGCUGAUGACAAGGAUGGCCUCAAGAAGUUAGUGGCAGGGAAAUGGACAGAGAUAAUGCUGGCAGGUCAGCUAGAGGAUAUUAUCUUGAUAUAG